GGGUCUGUGUGAUCUGGGAAUAUGUGUCUCUGAUGUGAUCCCGACAGGAGGUUCUGAGCUAAAUUGUAACCACCCACUUGAACCGGAACCUUUUCAAGCUACAACUGUGUUGCCUUCACGAUCAUGUGUAUCGCAGAGCACCAUUUACAUUCCCUUUACACAACUGAUAAAAACGACGAUGUCUCCUCCUCAUCAGGCAUGGAUGAUUUAAAAAUGAACGUUCGUCAUGUUCAAAAGCGUGGUUAAUGCUGUGGAAGCUUAAUUGAUUUACUUAGAAGGUAAUAGCAACAUUGUAACGCAUUGGAAAGAUGGGGAGCACGACCUCUUGCUGUGUGUCUUCAAGUCCGAAGCUCCGAAGAAAUGCUCAUUCGAGGCUGGAGUCGUACAACACCGAGCCGGAGUUGAGUAGGGAGGAUACGGGCUGCAACCUGCAGCACAUCAGCGACCGAGAGAAUGUCGACGAGCUGAACAUGGAGUACAACCCCUCUGACCAUCCUCGGGCCAGCACAAUAUUCCUCAGCAGAUCUCAGACGGAUGUGGAGUUGUCCAGCAAAAGUGUGCGUGAAAAAAGAAAGAGCCUCUUCAUCAAUCAUUUAACACACAUUGACGAGUCAAAGCAUGGAUCAACUAGAAGAAAACACAGCUCCUGUUCCACCAUCUUCCUGGAUGACAACACAGUCAGUCAGCCCAAUCUUAAAUUCACCAUUAAAUGUGUAUCUCUUGCAAUAUAUUACCAUAUCAAGAAUAGAGACACAGAUGGAGGAAUGCGGCAAGACAUUUUUGAUGAGAAGCUUCACCCUCUCUCGAAAUCUGAAGUGCCGUCUGACUAUGACAAACACGACCCCGAGCAGAAACAGAUCUACCGCUUCGUUCGGACGCUGUUCAGCGCUGCUCAGCUCACUGCAGAAUGUGCCAUUGUUACACUGGUGUACGUUGAGAGGCUGCUGACGUAUGCAGAGAUAGACAUUGGCCCAGAGAACUGGAAGCGUAUGGUACUGGGAGCCAUUCUGCUGGCCUCUAAGGUCUGGGAUGACCAGGCUGUUUGGAACGUAGACUAUUGCCAGAUCCUCAAAGACAUCACUGUGGAGGACAUGAACGAGCUGGAGCGUCAGUUUCUGGAGCUUUUGCAGUUCAACAUCAACGUUCCAUCAAGUGUUUAUGCCAAGUAUUACUUUGACCUGCGCUCACUGUCAGAGACCAACAACCUGAGCUUCCCUCUGGAGCCCCUGAGCCGGGACAAAGCCCAGAGACUAGAGGCGAUCUCAAGGUUAUGUGACGACAAGUACAAGGAUGCCAGGAGAGCUGCCAAGAAGCGCUCAGCGAGCGUGGACAAUCUGGUCGGGGUGCGAUGGGUCCCUGCCAUCCUUUCCUAACAACCAGGAACAUAGACCACACCUGAGACUGGGCCUGAGACUGGGCCUGAGACUGGGCCUGAGGCUGGGCCUGAGGCUGGGCCUGAGGCCAGCAUGGUAAAAUUCCCAGGUUUUCCAGAAUACCUGAUUGGAGGAUUUCAGAUUUCCUGCUGAUUCCGGGAAUCAUCCAAUCUGGAUUCCUGGGGAAUUUUGGAAAAGUUACCCGAAUUCUGCAACCCGAACCUGGAUAGACAGACCGACCUUGUCACAGAUAGAUGCCUUCACAGUGCCUCCGCUCCUGUAACACAGGGAAGAGCUCUCUAUAGGACUGGUAGUUCACUGACUGUUAAGAGUAAGAAAAAUGAAAGCUUCUUUGUGAUACAACAUAAAGAUGACUGUUAAGAGAUCUCAUGACAUCACAGUUUUCUGUGGACAGAAGCAGCCAGGUGACCAUCAAGACCAUCAGAAGUAGCCAGUCAACCAUCACUGUGGAAACAUUAGCUUUAUGCGUUGUAGCAGCAAACCAACAGAGAAGUUGUCAGAAAACAACAUUUCAGUGUCAUUUGACCUCUUUUCCUGGGUCGUACCAAACGAAAGAAAAAGGACUGAAACGGUUGGAUGACCUGAACUUGUCCAUUAAGAAACGGUUUGCGUUGAAAAGGUUUUGCUAUGGCGUGCACUAAUGAAUACGAUCAUGGGUCCUGUCCAAGCUGGCGUGGCACGACAGACAGUUGGUUGCCUUUGGAGAUGGUUCUGUUACUUUUGGUGAAAGGGUUUAUAUUCAUUUUGUGUUCAUAAGGCUGUUUUCACUGCCUACUGCUAUAGCCGACCAAACCCAAGUACCUGCAGACAUCAUUUGAUCAGAUAAAACAGCAUUCUAGCUGUGCAGGCGUUUCUACUGGAGAUCUACAUUCAAAUUCCAGAAACAUUUAGUUCUUAAUGAACACAUUUAUUUUGUUCAUGUUCAAACAAGUUGACCAUAUUACUUUACUACCCACUGGGCAAAAACUGGUUGAAUCAACACGGUUUCCACAUAAUUUCAACAAAACAAUUCAAUGUGAUGACGUUGAAUCAAUGUGGAAAACUGAUUGGAUUUGAAAAAAGUAUUUUUUUCACUGAACUUUUAACCUAAACUUUUUAUGUAAAUAAGAAAUAGACGUUGAACUGACGUCUGUGCCCAGUGGGUACCUUUCCACUAGUAUAUCUCCCUAGUUACUGUACAUCCCAAUACUCAGAAUGUUAUAUUCAAAUCUGCAGCUAAAUUCACUAAUGAUUUACUACAUGGCCAAAUGUAUGUGGACACCCCUUCAAAUUCGUGGAUUCGGCUAUUUCAGACACAUCUCUUGAUGACAGGUGUAUAGAAUUGAGCACACAGACAAACAUUGGCAGUAGAAUGGCCUUACUGAAAA
Oncorhynchus gorbuscha (pink salmon) is the source of this 2761-nucleotide messenger RNA. RefSeq names its product cyclin-Y-like. The transcript has 13 exons. The coding region runs from base 309 to 1373 and encodes 354 amino acids. NCBI's taxonomy places the organism in Eukaryota, Metazoa, Chordata, Actinopteri, Salmoniformes, Salmonidae. The record is from RefSeq and is a predicted model, not a curated record. Gene Ontology annotation, molecular function: protein kinase binding; cyclin-dependent protein serine/threonine kinase activator activity. Gene Ontology annotation, biological process: regulation of cyclin-dependent protein serine/threonine kinase activity; regulation of canonical Wnt signaling pathway. Gene Ontology annotation, cellular component: plasma membrane; cytoplasmic cyclin-dependent protein kinase holoenzyme complex.